UAUCAUGAGUUCAUUUGAUGUUGUUUAGUCGUUUCUUUUUGUAAAGUUUGUACUCACACUCCUUGUUUUCGGUCCCAUUGAUACCCUUUUUGGCUCUAAGCUUCUUUUUGCCUGAAAUUCAGAUAAGAUAAAGACAGAUUACAUUUAAAAUUGUAGGUAAAGUAGAACUUAAAUUAACUGCACGCCAGAAUGCCGGUGGCCCAGCAGGAACUGCAGUUGGAUAGCCAGACUAAUGAAGAGGGAGAGGAGGAGGAGCAGCCGGAGGACGAGAACCGACUGGACAAGUUCACCGUGAGGCUCAAUGGGCAGCAUGACCUGGAGCAGCGUCUAAAGGAAUUCAAGGCGGCCUGCGAGGCGCACGACAAGCAUUCCAGGCGGCGAAAACGAAGGCGCUACUACCAUCUGGGCUUAGUGGCCAAACUGGUGACAGAAACCACACACGACGAACUGCGUCGAAUGCUGGAAAAUGGGACCUACACCUUCCACGUCGACACGGUGGCCAACAAGCCAGACGAACUGCAGGCCAUCUUGGACACCAUGAACAUCGCCAUAUCGGCCUACUCUUCCGAAAGGGAACUGCCAAUGACCACCGGCCUAGCGCUCGAAAUAAACGGGGAGUGCUGCCGCGUGGGGAGAAUGAGAAACAACUGCUCCGUGAUGAUGGCAAGGGGUGCGGUGGUUACACUCACUACCGAUGACGCCUACCGCUACAAGGGCUUCAAGGAGAUCUUCUACGUGAUCAACCUGAAGGCUUAUCUUCCCUCCGUGCAGCUUAACGAUAUUGUGCUUAUCGGCCGGGAUGCUAGGGGUCGAGUGGUGAAGACUUUGCGAGAGGCCCUGGCCGUAAUGAUCAUCGACGCAGGUGUCGUGGCGCCCUACGAUUUUAUAGAGCUCCCAAGGCAGUGUCAUUCCCUGGAUCCCGAGAUCUAUCCGGACCUCUUCAUGAAGGAUCUUGAGAUGGCCGCGUCCCUAAACGCAAACUACGUGGUGCUGCCAAAGAUUCGCUGCAAGAAUUUUCUUCGCGCCGUGCGACAGGAGCUAAACUCUAGCUUUGGCAACCUAAAGCUGAUCGGAAUGAUUGACUUUGAGUAUGUGCGGAGCAACAUGCUGGAUCUGCUGGGCAUCAUUAAGUUGGUGGACUACAUCUGGAUACCAGACAUGUUCAGCGUACACUGCUGCGUGUACAACUACAUAAUGGACGACGUGCUGCCCAUUUCGCACUGCCAGAAAAAGCCGGUGAUUGGCACAGUGCCGCUGGAGCGGUGCAGUGACUUCAAGCGGUUCGAGUUGCACGAGUUCCUUUGGAAGAUUGAUGCCAUUCACAUCCAGAAGAGUCCGUGGUGCAACAAGUAUCCCCUGAUUGUCAAGAAGCUAAUGCCAAUAAAGGAUUACCGAGUUGGUGUCGUCCAGAACAAGAUGGUGCUCAAGAACAUCCUGACCUCCUACCAAACGAUCGUGAACUUCAUCAUUCGCACAAUAAGUUCCAUAGAGUGCCAAGCCAUUUUCGUGUACACCACGUGCGAGACGGCCAGCGUGGCUCUUUCCCGUACUGAGAUCUACUGCCCGGUUUACUUGAUGAUGCCUCUGGAGGAUACGGACGAUGCUGAUACCAUUGCCUGCAAGGUGGAACUGGCACGUGCGCUUCACUUGCGCAGAAAUAUGCACCCGGUCCUCUACACCAAGGAACUUAACGAGUGCAAUUACAGUCCGAUUGAGUUCGGCGUGGAUUUCAUGAGGAAGAAGGGCUGCCUGGAGGUUGGGGAUUUUGUUGUCACUCUGGAAGUGGCCAAGGAGGACAAGGAGAACGUGGUCAUUGGCAUAGGCGAUGAUGUGUGCAUCCUGCGAGCCUUCUACGUGUCGCCGCUUUUUGCGUGCGAGAAGUUCAAGUACGGCGGCUAACUUGACGGCGUGCAGUUGUGCAGAUUACACUUGUAAACCAGCUCAAAAUUAAAUGUAAAGUUUUUAACUA
Messenger RNA from Drosophila ficusphila, 1969 nucleotides. RefSeq lists its product as uncharacterized. Gene Ontology annotation, biological process: glycolytic process. Gene Ontology annotation, cellular component: cytoplasm. The transcript has a single exon. Bases 190 to 1899 code for a protein of 569 amino acids. Lineage: Eukaryota; Metazoa; Arthropoda; Insecta; Diptera; Drosophilidae. The record is from RefSeq and is a predicted model, not a curated record. Gene Ontology annotation, molecular function: potassium ion binding; pyruvate kinase activity; magnesium ion binding.